AUGCCUCUCUUCGGAUCCAAGCGGGAGCCCAGCCCUCCUCCUGCUCCUCCUCAGAAACACUCCAUGUUCUCUCGGCGUCGCUCUUCUUCCCCUUCGUACAGGGAUUCGCGCCAUAGCAGCUCCACUAGCCGCACCACCACGACAUACACCUCGUCCCCUAAGCGUACAUCUGGCAUGUUCAGCCGUGGCUCCGGAGACCCUAGCAUUGCGACUGCUAAGCAGAGUUUGAUGACUGCUGAGGCUGCGGAGAGGGACGCUGACCGUGCGCUCUUUGUCGCCAAGAACGCUGUGAGGGAGGCGCGGGAGCAUGUUCAUCGUUUGGAGCGUGAGGCUGCUGAGGAGGCGAGACUUGCGAAGAUCAAGCAGGGCGAGGCUAAGGCCCUCGGCAAGAAGGGCAAGCUGCUCGGAAGACACGACCAUGUCUAA
Alternaria metachromatica is the source of this 426-nucleotide messenger RNA. RefSeq lists its product as uncharacterized. Bases 1 to 426 code for a protein of 141 amino acids. The record is from RefSeq and is a predicted model, not a curated record. The transcript has 2 exons. NCBI's taxonomy places the organism in Eukaryota, Fungi, Ascomycota, Dothideomycetes, Pleosporales, Pleosporaceae.